Molecule: messenger RNA, 2302 nt
Organism: Notolabrus celidotus (New Zealand spotty)
Lineage: Eukaryota; Metazoa; Chordata; Actinopteri; Labriformes; Labridae
Gene: zc3h15
Product: zinc finger CCCH-type containing 15
Exons: 11
Coding region: 161-1471 (436 amino acids)
Biological process (GO): cytoplasmic translation
Cellular component (GO): cytosol
Molecular function (GO): metal ion binding; mRNA binding
Source: RefSeq, a predicted model, not a curated record
GCAAUGACAUCACCGACAACUCACAUGUGGCCUAAGCGCGCCGUUGCUCUGCUGUUAGCUACAACUGGGUAAUGUGAAGCUGACUUUCCAGCCGAAUCCCCACAUCACUAUCAUUUUUAUCGGCAAUACGUGUAAUAUAUAUAGCUGUACCUGAGCCAACAUGCCUCCAAAGAAACCCGUCCCGCCCGGGGGGAAUAAAAAAACUCAAGAGAAGAAAAAGGAAAAGAUAAUUGAGGAUAAGACAUUCGGCUUGAAGAACAAGAAAGGGGCCAAACAACAGAAGUUCAUCAAGAACGUCACGCAGCAAGUCAAACAAGGGCAGCAAGGUGCCAGACAGGCUGGCCUUGCAGAUGAUAAGACCACUAAGAAGGGUGACAAGAAAAAGGAGCUGGAUGAACUCAAUGAGCUGUUUAAACCUGUAGUCGCUGCUCAGAAAGUCAGCAAAGGUGUGGACCCAAAGUCAGUGCUGUGCGCAUUCUUUAAGCAGGGCCAGUGUACUAAAGGUGAUAGGUGCAAGUUCAGCCAUGAUCUGUCAAUGGAGAGGAAAUGUGAGAAGAGAAGCCUCUACGUGGAUGAAAGAGAUGAAGAGCUUGAGAAAGACACUAUGGAGAACUGGGAUGAGAAGAAGCUGGAGGAGGUGAUCAACAAAAAACACGGAGAAUCUGAGAAGAUAAAAGCCAAAACGCAUAUUGUAUGCAGGUACUUCCUGGAUGCCAUAGAGGGUAAUAAGUAUGGCUGGUUCUGGGUGUGUCCAGGAGGUGGCGAUAAUUGUAUGUACCGUCACGCUCUGCCACCUGGAUUUGUUCUGAAAAAAGACAAGAAGAAGGAAGAGAAAGAGGAUGAAAUUUCGCUGGAGGAACUGAUUGAAAAUGAGCGAGCCGCUCUGGGAGCUGAUGUGACUCGGAUCACCCUGGAGACUUUCCUGGCAUGGAAGAAGAGGAAAAGGCAGGAGAAGGUGGAUAAAGCACGAGAGGAGAUGGAGAAGAAGAAGGCUGACUUUAAGGCUGGAAAAUCGUUAGUGGUGAGUGGCCGUGAGGUGUUCGAGUUCCGCCCAGAGUUGGUUGACGAUGACGACGAUGAUGCCGACGCCACGGAUACUCGAUACCACAGCAGUGAUGAGGAAGAGGAUGAGGAAGAGAUCGAUGCUGCAGAGAUCCAGGACAUAGACUUAUCCCGUUUUGUUCCACAAGAGGUCGACAACACAGGCAUUACCGUAGCAUCUACAGACCGUUUCACAUCUAGGAGUAAGAAUCGGCCAAAUGCAGCAGACCAUGAGGAGCAGCUGAACGGAGCCUGCGGUGGUGCUGAGGCCAAUGGCCUGUCGGGAGCAGAGGGAGGCGGGGAAGACGAAGAAGGGGAGGAUGAGGAUGAGGAUGAAGACGAGGAGGUCCCAGUGGAUGAGAACCUGUUUACGGGAGAAGAUCUGGAGGAGCUCGACGAGGAGCUCAACACGCUGGCACUUGAGGACUGAGAAGAACUGUCAGGUGGAUGUUAGGAUGGACUAAGUGACAAAGGGGAGGGACUGAUGGAUGCAUGGAGCUACACAACAACAACAACAACAACAAGACCAGAUGUUUGAACGAUUUUAAUUUCAGAGACUCAAGAAAUAAAGCCUGAUAAUAUCAUCAUAUCACUGCCCUCCCCGUUUUUGUCUUGCCCCUCCCAUAUCCCACCACAUCCUCUGCCUUUUUUUCCAUCAGGUGUUCAAAUUUGUACCCUACAGCUAAUUAAAGUUCAUCAGGGCCAACGCCACAUGAAUGUUGCUCAUCAGAAUUUUCCUUCAAAGGUGAAUUGGCUGCUUUUAGUCGCUUGAUGAACCCAAAGGUUGAAUAUUAAAACUAAAAUUGCAUUUGAUAAAUUGGGCUUCUCUACCUAAUCACAAGUAAAAUACUGAAGGUGAUUUGGAACGUGAGAUAUUAGGAGGGCUUUAAAAUAAAAGCACUAUACCUGAUUGUACUGUGAGGUAAGAUUUAAUCCAUGGAUGUUGCAAGGAGCUGACGUUAAUGUAGCUAAUGAACAGCAAUGAUUCUGUUGUAGGAAACUGAAUCUGUUCAGAGCUUCACCUUUUCUCAUACUAAGAUAAAAGCUUCAGGUCGCACUGUCAUCAAUCUGGUCAAGAUCGUUCACCCCGAUAGAAAUCAAUUACAUGUAGCGUAUGUUAAAGCCUCUGUUGCUAAGUAAUGUAUCGCCCUCUGAGACCAUAUUGAUGCUAUAGCUACACCCGAGCAGGGACACCAACCUCCACCACCUCUGUAUGUAAAUAAUGAGUUGCCUCCUGAAGAAAUAAAAAUUUGUACAUCCA